GGAUGAGACUGAGCAAUCCACAACCGACAGGAGACACUUGGAAAUCUUUGCUCCCUGAAGGACACUCCGUGCGCUCCGCGUUAAGAUGAGAGGGUUUACGCUGAAUAACGUGUGCCAGUGUGGCUUUUUUACUUAUCUUGUCUUAUUUUCUUUCGUGUCUUUUACCGCCGCAGUCAGCUUCGACUUGACUGAGCUUAGAAAUAAAGUUGCAAAAAUUAAAGUGAAUCCAAGAGGAAAUCUUUGGGCUACAGGGCACUUCAUGGGGAAGAAGAGUGUGAUGGAUACCCCCCUGUUGCCCUCAGCGGAGGGACAAGGCGUCGAUGCGCUGGAAGUCACUCUUCCUGAGGAGCAGAGCGCUCUCGCGGAGCUUCUCCAAGAGUUCCUGCGGUUGGCGUUACAAGCGCAGGUGGAUACACAAGAGAGCCGCUCGAAAAAUCAGGAGGCGGACCUGUUGAUGAAGAUUUUAGAAAACUACAUCCAAAACAGAAAGUGACGCAGAGGAUGAAAAGUCGCAUGAACACGGAUCCGAGGUCACCUGACCUCAUGGGUUAAAAUGAAUAAAUUAGACACAGACUACAGUCUCCUGCUCAUCAUGAUUGUAAUUUACUGUAACUGUCAUAUUUAGCCCUCAGCUCACGUGCCAUUUGCAAUACAAGUAAAUGUUUUAUUUUCAGUUUAUUAUGAUGAUGUUUCACAUUGUCCUGUCGUUUGGAAAUAUUUAUAUUAAAUAAAAUUAUUAUUUGCA
Lates calcarifer (barramundi perch) is the source of this 745-nucleotide messenger RNA. It is a transcript of the gene nmbb, whose product is annotated as neuromedin Bb. Gene Ontology annotation, biological process: positive regulation of hormone secretion; neuropeptide signaling pathway. The coding region runs from base 86 to 493 and encodes 135 amino acids. The record is from RefSeq and is a predicted model, not a curated record. The transcript is spliced from 3 exons. Lineage: Eukaryota; Metazoa; Chordata; Actinopteri; Centropomidae. Gene Ontology annotation, molecular function: neuromedin B receptor binding; neuropeptide hormone activity. Gene Ontology annotation, cellular component: neuron projection.